This is a messenger RNA of Aspergillus puulaauensis, 1197 nucleotides long. RefSeq lists its product as uncharacterized. The record is from RefSeq and is a predicted model, not a curated record. Lineage: Eukaryota; Fungi; Ascomycota; Eurotiomycetes; Eurotiales; Aspergillaceae. The coding region runs from base 1 to 1197 and encodes 398 amino acids. The transcript is spliced from 2 exons.
AUGGUUCACUGCGCAAGAAAACUCGAGAAGUAUGCAGGACACCCACUGCGAUUCUUCGAGGGUCGAAUCUCCAGAGAAGCUGUCCAGAAGAUCACCUUGACCUUGAGUGACCAACAGCUCAUCACGGGGACUUCUAUCUUCAUUGCGAUAUUCGCCCAUAUGUGCGACAUCACGCAAUAUCACUUCAGAAUCGCCUACUAUCUAGGCGCUGCCAGCUUCCUGACACACCAGGCUACAGUUAUGAUUGUCAGUGACUUUCUUAAGGACUUUCCCCUAAGGAGAGCAUGGCGGAUGCUCUGGGUCAUCGCUAUCUUUGCUUUUGUCUUUCUCAAUAACCUUGUUGUUUAUAGCUCACACUUUCGCAGCGACUCAGGACUCUCGGUGCUGUGUCUCUUUCCCCCCAAGCUCAGCGCCACCAACUAUCCUGCAAACAAGAUCUUGCUUAUCCUUACCUCUAUUUUCUGGGCUUGGGGUCUCUUGGCCGUGGUGCGAGACCUGUUCCCCGAGCUUCUGUCCUGCCUGCGCAAGCUAUUUCGUCCAUUGGUGCCAAUGCUGGAGAAGGCAUUCAAUAUUAUCUCCGGUCAAGGCAUAUACCUCUGGGCUCAGGAAAGAGAAAAAGCAACAGAACCACAAAGCGCAUCCAGAUAUAUGUGGCGACUCCUGCAGGCGAUCCUUUUUCCUCCAAUCGUCUUCUCCUUCAGCUUAACGCAGCUUGUCUCUUCUACAGUCAUAGACUUAUUCAGAAUCAUCACAUCUCUGGUAGCAACCUCGUUGGGCAUCUCCCGUUCCAAAACAUCCUCCUACGUGGUCGAUGAAGACAGCGUUUGGAAUUUCGGUCAGAUAAUGUCGAUAUUUCUUCUUGCUUUGCCGCUGUUCCAAGCGCUUGAGCUUCUCUAUGAGGGCUGGCAGGCAAGUCCAAGGAAGGGUCAAGUCAUGGACCUGGAUAUUAAUAGUUCAUCCGCGGACCUAAAUCAGCCUACUGUGUCGGAGAGAGAUGUUUUUCAAUUUUCUCGAGUCGUCAACGCCGAAACAUUCCGAGAAAACCCAACGAGCACUGCUAGUAGUAGUGUCGACUUGAAAGAACGACUCUACCGCAGUCUUGCUUUCCGGAUUUGGAUGAGGUUUCUUGUCCUGGGGAUGACCGCGGCAACGUGUCUGGUGUGUACUGGCUUGUUUGGGCAAGAAAUCGUAUUAUGA